Myxocyprinus asiaticus (Chinese sucker) is the source of this 1670-nucleotide messenger RNA. RefSeq names its product ras-related protein Rab-36-like. Lineage: Eukaryota; Metazoa; Chordata; Actinopteri; Cypriniformes; Catostomidae. Gene Ontology annotation, molecular function: GTP binding; GTPase activity. The record is from RefSeq and is a predicted model, not a curated record.
CUACAUCUCUAAAAAAAAAAAAAAAAAAAAAAAGUUUACUCUGCCAAAGCGGCGUAUCUCCUGCAUCACGUGACGGUGGGCUCCGGCUCGUGGUUGCUAUGGAGAUGACGGCAAGAUUUGACGCAGAACGUCAGUACAGGAAACAAAAAUACUGCGCUUCGAGAAUAUACGCAAGAGGUUUCCCAGACAACCUGCUGACAAGACAAUGCAUAUCGCCCCUCCUGUCAGCAGAGACAGGGUCAUACCUAAAUUUCCCAAGUGUUAUAAUCCUCAAGCUUGCCUACAGAUGAAGGACAACUGGAAUUCAAAAGCCAAGAUGGAAUUCAAAGCUGCCUGCCUACAAGAAUAUGACAGGCUUAAGAUGUCGAAAGCAGUGGUGGUUGGAGGCCUCAAUGUGGGAAAGACAUGCUUAAUAAACAGGUUCUGUAAAGAUGUGUUUGAGAGAGACUACAAGGCUACAAUUGGGGUUGACUUUGAAAUUGAGAGAUUUGAACUGUCUGGGCUGCCAUAUUCUCUUCAAAUAUGGGACACAGCUGGCCAGGAAAAGUUCAAAUGCAUUACAUCGGCAUACUACAGAGGAACUCAGGUUAUCAUUACUGUCUUUGACAUGGCGGAUAUCAAGACCUUGGAACACACACGGCAGUGGUUACUGGAUGCUCUGAACGAAAAUGAACCAAACUCCUGUAUUGUUUUCUUAGCUGGCACAAAAAGAGACCUCCUGUCUACAAAAGAGUGCCAGAGAACUGAGAAAGAUGCCAUAAAGAUGGCAGCAGAGAUGAAUGCUGAGUUCUGGUCUGUGUCAUCAAAAACAGGGGAGAAUGUGUUUUUCUUUCGUGUGGCAGCUCUGGCAUUUGAAGAUUCCAUUCUGAAAGACCUGGAGACAGGAAACAGCACCGCUAAGAUUGGAGAUGGAAGAAUUCUGAAUGAUUAAGCACUGGAGGAUGCUCAAGCAAAGCCAAUGAAGCAAUCCUGCUGUUAAUCCUCAAGGAAUAUCAAGGGUUAAAGAAGAAAAAACAACCAGUGUGUGUUUAUGAUAGGAAGGACCAGAAGAAAUAUGUAACAUAGUGGAAAAAGGGAUUUGUUUCCCUGACAUAACCAACCUCUGAGCUGGUGGAUCACUAAUUCUACUGCGUACUAUUCAUCCUCUCUGAGAGGGACUAGAAGAGAACAGCACUAAAAAUAUGGGAUUGAUCACCCAAGCUACAGAUAAUGAUUUAUACUGUAGUAUUAAAGGAAUAUUCUGGGUUCAGUACAAGUUUAGCUCAAUCGACAGAAUUUAUGGCAUAAUGAUGAUUACCACAAAAAUUUAUUUCGGCUCGUCCCUCCUUUUCUUUAAAAAAGCAAAAAUGGAGUUACAGUGAGGCACUUAAAAUGGAAGUGAAUGGAGCCAAUUUUUUGGAGGGUUUAAAGCAGUGAAGCUUAUAAUUUUACAAAAGCACUUACAUUAAUUAUUCUGUUAAAACUCAUGUAUUAUUUGAGCUGUAAAGUUGUUUAUAUUGUAAUUUUUACGGUUAUUUUAGGGUUUUAGGGUUAACAGCGUUACAGUGUCAUGGCAACGAAGUUAUAAAAUUGGGUGUAACUUUACACAGAAAAGGUUAGUAGUGAUUUUAUAUCACUUAAAUCAGGUUAACAUGCAUAUUGUUAACAUCUUGUGGCUAUACUUAUGAAAC